Molecule: messenger RNA, 547 nt
Organism: Scomber scombrus (Atlantic mackerel)
Lineage: Eukaryota; Metazoa; Chordata; Actinopteri; Scombriformes; Scombridae
Gene: txnl4b
Product: thioredoxin-like 4B
Exons: 3
Coding region: 33-482 (149 amino acids)
Biological process (GO): mRNA splicing, via spliceosome
Cellular component (GO): U4/U6 x U5 tri-snRNP complex; spliceosomal complex; U5 snRNP
Source: RefSeq, a predicted model, not a curated record
AGAAGCUAGUUGUCUUUAAAAGCUUUAAGAAAAUGAGUUUGUUUUUGCCCAAAUUAACGUGCAAAAAAGACAUAGAUGAAGUGAUUAAAGGCGUAGCAGAAAAAGUGGUAGUUUUGAGGUUUGGAAGAGACGAAGACUCAGUUUGCCUACAGCUGGAUGAGAUUCUGUCAAAAACUGCCCACGACUUGAGCAACAUGGCCUCGAUCUACAUCGUGGAUGUGGAUAAAGCUCCCAUCUACACCCGAUACUUUGACAUCAGUUACAUCCCCUCCACUGUCUUCUUCUUCAAUGGGCAGCACAUGAAGGUGGACUAUGGAUCACCAGAUCACACUAAGUUUGUCGGCAGCUUCAAAACCAAACAGGACUUCAUGGAUCUGAUUGAAGUCAUAUACAGGGGAGCCAUGCGGGGGAAAAUGAUUGUCCGGAGUCCCAUAGAUCCCCAAAAUAUUCCCAAAUAUGAUCUUCUUUAUCAUGGAAUUUAGCAUGAGCAACUCCGCCAUUUGACUGUUGAUCUUUUAUAGCUUCAGAUUUAUUUUCAGCCACUAAG